This is a messenger RNA of Megalobrama amblycephala (Wuchang bream), 3310 nucleotides long. It is a transcript of the gene ndrg2, whose product is annotated as NDRG family member 2. Lineage: Eukaryota; Metazoa; Chordata; Actinopteri; Cypriniformes; Xenocyprididae. The transcript has 16 exons. Gene Ontology annotation, cellular component: cytoplasm. The record is from RefSeq and is a predicted model, not a curated record. Gene Ontology annotation, biological process: signal transduction. The coding region runs from base 385 to 1494 and encodes 369 amino acids.
AUAUAUCUGUCCUCAAACACAUCAGCACUGACGCCUCGAGCUCGAUGCCUAAUUUCGUGCUCCCCCAUCCAUAACUCAAGUCGACUUAUUUGAUUGACGGCUCCAUAUUUUUGUACGAUUUUUUUCUUCUUCUGUGGCUUCAGAAAGGACAAAAACGGGGUAAUACAGAGCGAGGAAAAGAGGGAGAAGAAAAUAACAAACGCUGCUGGAAAGAAAGUGCGAGCUCAAGAGCACUGGGAGCGACCCAGGGUCAAGACUGUGAAAAAUACACAUAUAUUUCAAAGACAAAGGAGUGUCGACUUUUGCUUAUUUCUGUAUUUUAGGGAAAUUGGGCACGCCGACAUCACCAUUAUUUUACAUUAGAGGACAGCGUAACUGAUCACCAUGACGACAGAAAUGCAGGAGAUCGCCAUCACGGAGGAGAAGCCUUUACUGCCGGGUCAAUCGGACCCUGUGAAGGACUGUGCAGAGGUCGCAGCCCGAAUACUACUGGAUCAAGGCCAGGAACACAGUGUGGAGACGCCUCAUGGCGUGCUGCACGUGACAGUUCACGGUGCCGGAAACGCACGCAGACCGGCCAUACUGACCAUCCAUGAUGUGGGAAUGGACAGUAAGAGCUGCUUCUCCACCCUGUUUAAGUUUGAGGAGAUGCAGGAGAUUGUGAAGAACUUCACUGUGGUCCAUGUCGAUGCUCCAGGACAGGAAGAAGGCGCGGCCAUUUAUCCUGUUGGAUACCAGUACGCAACCAUGGAUCAGAUCUCUGAGAUGCUUCCUGCUGUCCUGCAGUACUUUAAUUUCCGCACAAUUAUUGGUGUUGGAGUCGGAGCUGGUGCUUACAUACUGUCCCGAUUCACUUUGUCAAACCCUGAAGCUGUGGAGGGACUCGUGUUAAUCAAUGUGGACACAAACGCACGAGGCUGGAUGGACUGGGCUGCCCAGAAGCUCUCCAAUCUGACGUCUUCCCUCUCAGACCAAAUCCUGAGUCACCUCUUCAGUCAGGAAGAGUUGUCGGCAAACACAGAGCUCAUUCAAACUCACAAAGAGAGAAUCGCUAAAGCACCGAACCUCAUCAACGUCGAACUCUUCUGGAAGAGCUACCUGGGUCGCAGAGAUCUGAGCAUCGAAAGGAACAACACUUUCAAAUGUCCUGUGAUGCUGGUGGUUGGUGAUCAGGCUCCGUAUGAGGAAGCAGCUGUGGAGUGCAACAGCAAACUAGAUCCAACUACCACCUCAUUCCUCAAGAUGGCCGACGCCGGCGGGAUGCCACAGCUGACUCAGCCCAGCAAACUGACAGAAGCGUUUAAGUACUUCAUUCAAGGCAUGGGAUACAUGGCGUCCUCCUGCAUGACGCGUCUCUCUCGCUCGCGCACCACCUCUCUCUCUUCCUCCUACUCCAUGGAGGGCUCGCGCUCCCGAUCCCGCACGCUGUCCCAGGGCUCGCAGGGCGGACAGCUCCCGCCGAGCCCGUCCCAUACCAUGGAGGUGUCAUGCUGAGGAGUGCCAGAGAGGGGGAGAGAGAUGGACGGAUGAAACGUUUGAGUCCUGUGGGCGGUGGAAAGUGAGUUUCGUGCGUGACGACGGACGGGCGGAUGACGACUCUCUCCCUCCCUUCACCGACCUGUCAGGCAAACGAUAGCGACAUGGGCGGGGCCUUUAGUGAGACCCAAAUGUAGUGUUAACCAAUAGUAAUACUUCUAAUAUGAAUAUUGAUUAUGAUAUUAAUAUUAAUAACGACAAGCGUCACUGAAAAAAAUAAAUAACAAUGUUUCUCUUAAAUAUUACAUGUUGAAUUUCUAAACAAAAGAAUAGAGAAAAGAGUAUAUAAGCUCAUAAUGUGUGUCUAUCAACUUCUAUGUGAUUUUUUUUUUUUUUUUUUUGGUGUGCUUUUUUCUUUCGUUUUUGUAUUUUGUAUUAUUAUUUUUUCUCAUAUACAAUCCUGCUGCUGUGAGAGGGGUACAGUAUUUUCGGAGACGUUGGCGACAGUUUUAGGCCGAACGAAGUACUCGUCUCUGUAGUUGACAGCCAGCUCAUGUCUUCCAUUUGAUCCUUUGCGAAAAAAGCUAUAUACAUAAAAAGCGAGAAAGAAAAAUACUGUAAUUAUAUUUUACUUUGAUUUGUUUGGUUGAGGGGUCAGGGCCUUUGGGGUCUUUGCCUGUUCUUAAUUGCAUGCCGGAAUUUUUUUUUUUUUACGUUUGUUUCAUUUCGGUGAGAGUGUGUGUGUGUGUGUGCGGUCUUGGUGCGUUCAGUGGGAAAUAAAAACGCGACAGUCACAGGAGUUGUUGUUCUGAAGUCAACGGGAAAUGACAUUCACAUGUAACUUCUGUAAGCUAAUGUAUUUUCAUUGAAACAGGAAAUUCAUUAAAAAUAAUUGUAAGACGGGAUUAUCUGUGAGGAACCGAUUGGAUGGUGAAAAGUGUCUCUGUAAGAUGGUGGUUGAGAAGUAAAAUAAAUUAAGGACGGCAGUCGAAAGGGAAAGUUGUUUCAGAGGCGGAGCGAGUUUGAUGAAAGACGUGCACCAAUUAAUCGUUCACAGUAAGGGCAGAAACAUGAAAGUAAAUAAAGUCGAUUUCAAGUUGACGUUCAGGUGAAAGCAAGCAGGAUAGUUAGAGGGGUCGGACAAGUGCUUCCAUCAACGAGUGUGUUUACAUGUAAAACGAAACUCAUUGUGAAAACUCACCUCUAGGAUUUACCAGCAAAUCAAUAAAUCAAAGGAAACUGUUUACAUUAUCCAUUUUUCCCGUUGCAUUCACAAAUGGGCAAAUUUCUGAGUCAUUUCUUUAGAAAUCUAUUCUAGUUUCAUAAACGAAAAACUAGAAAUGUGUCGCUUGUGUGUCUCAUGAAUGAGCCGACAGAGCGCUUAUAAAGGCAUUUCAACCUUAUCUCAUGAGAAUGUGUAACUAUCUUAUGUUUUUGCAUAUUGGUGGUGAAUUAGUAUGAUGUUAUUCCUACAAAAGCGUGAGAUUAUUAGGAAUAAAAGUAAGCAUGAAGUUCCACCCUUAAAAUUUUACAGAACAUACGAAUGAGAAUUCAUACCAUUUGCCACCAAUGUAAAAUAGUUACGAAUUGCCACAAGAGUAUAUUGGUCGUGGUACAUCAUGUACCUCCUCUACAUCAUUUACCAAUGUACAUUGGUACAUGAUCUGAUGAUUUGGCAUUUAGAGGCUUUUCCCAAUAAAAGCCCACUGUUUAAGGCAUUAUUAAUCACAAACGGUAUAAGGUCAUGCAUGUGAACACACUCAUUCAGUCCAGUUUUAAAGCAAUCACAGCUGGUACUCUGAUGUAGUUUGAGAAAAAAAAAAAACUGCAGGAU